This is a messenger RNA of Mirounga angustirostris (Northern elephant seal), 7481 nucleotides long. It is a transcript of the gene ING2, whose product is annotated as inhibitor of growth family member 2. The transcript has 2 exons. Gene Ontology annotation, biological process: positive regulation of DNA-templated transcription. NCBI's taxonomy places the organism in Eukaryota, Metazoa, Chordata, Mammalia, Carnivora, Phocidae. The record is from RefSeq and is a predicted model, not a curated record. Gene Ontology annotation, cellular component: nucleus. Bases 343 to 1185 code for a protein of 280 amino acids.
GGGACUCCGAGGGGGACGGGAAGUGUCAACGCCCGGGACCCCGGCGCCAGCUCCGCCGGGGGAUCCCCGCUGCUCUAGUCCUGGGGAGGGAGGGGAAAAAGGAGGGAGCCCUGAUCUCGCCCCGCCCCUGGGCUUGUUACCGCGGGGGCGGGGAGUGCGGGCUUCUUUUGGGGGGAGUGGAGAUCGGGGGACUCGGCUGUGCCCUCUUGAGCGGCUGCCGGUGUCCCCGCGGCGCCGGGCUGCCCAGCAGAGGAGCCGCGGCCGCCGUGGCUGUUGCAUGUGUGGCUGCUGGAUGCGGAGGCGGCGGCGGCGGCGGCGGCGAGGAGCAGCAGCGGCGGCAGGAUGUUAGGGCAGCAGCAGCAGCAACUAUACUCGUCGGCCGCGCUCCUGACCGGGGAGCGGAGCCGGCUCCUCACCUGCUACGUGCAGGACUACCUCGAGUGUGUGGAGUCGCUGCCCCACGACAUGCAGAGGAACGUGUCUGUGCUUCGAGAGCUGGACAACAAAUAUCAAGAAACAUUAAAGGAAAUUGAUGAUGUCUAUGAAAAAUAUAAGAAAGAAGAUGAUUCAAACCAGAAAAAACGCCUACAGCAACAUCUCCAGAGAGCAUUAAUCAAUAGUCAAGAAUUGGGAGAUGAAAAAAUUCAGAUUGUCACACAGAUGCUCGAAUUGGUGGAAAAUCGGGCAAGGCAAAUGGAGUUGCAUUCACAGUGUUUUCAAGAUCCUGCUGAAGGUGAACGGGCCUCAGAUAAGGCAAAGAUGGAUUCCAGCCAGCCGGAAAGAUCUUCAAGAAGACCCCGCAGACAGCGAACCAGUGAAAGCCGUGAUUUAUGUCACAUGACGAAUGGGAUUGAAGACUGUGAUGAUCAGCCACCUAAAGAAAAGAAAUCCAAGUCAGCCAAGAAAAAGAAACGCUCCAAGGCCAAGCAGGAAAGGGAAGCAUCACCUGUUGAGUUUGCAAUUGAUCCCAAUGAACCUACAUACUGUUUAUGUAACCAAGUGUCUUAUGGGGAAAUGAUCGGAUGUGACAAUGAACAGUGUCCAAUUGAAUGGUUUCACUUUUCGUGUGUUUCGCUUACCUAUAAACCAAAGGGGAAGUGGUAUUGCCCAAAGUGCAGGGGAGAUAAUGAGAAAACAAUGGACAAAAGUACUGACAAGGCAAAAAAGGAUAGAAGAUCGAGGUAGUAAAUGCCAUCCACAUUUUAAAAGGUUAUUUGUCUUUUAUAUAAUUCUUUCAGAAUUUACUUUCGGAAAAUGUUUUAGGGUAAAUGCAUAAGACUAUGCAAUAAUUUUUAAUCAUUAGUAUUAAUGGUGUAUUAAAAGUUGUUGUACUUUGUCUGUGACCUUAAUUUUCUGCACUGAAUUACCAAAUAUUUUAAACCAGGUAGUCUUUAGAUCACCUGAUGAAAGGAGCAGGGAAUAGGGAGAGGGUGGUGUGAAUAUUAUAAAAACUUCACAAACCAUGCCUAUUUCAUUUUCAUUUAAAACUACAAUGCUGUUUUUUGGGUAAACACCAAAAUUUUGCUAGCAUUUUAGUUCUCUGGGCUUUAAAAAAUUUAGGUACAGUUGGAGUUCUCUGUAAGCAUUCAGAUUAUCUUGGGUAAUUUACAAUAUGAGCACUACAUUUAGAGCUUCUUUCUCCCUAGCCCCAUUUAUACAUACACUUGUUCAUCUCUAGUCUUCCAAGAGUUUAAGGAGCUAGAGAUAAGAAUAAUUUGGGAUUCCAUGUGGAAUAAUGUGCUCUUACUAGAGUAUUUGCUGCUGUAUUUUCCUUAGUAGCAUUUUGAUACACUGUCAGUAGCCCAUUUGUAAAUGCCUUGCUGCUGAAUCAUAGAUACAUUUAAUCUAGUGCUUAAUAAGGGAGUUGUGUUUUGUUUUGUUUUAAUUGGGACAGGUAAGCAUAGUUAGGAUACCAAAAAUGGUGUCAUUGGCUUAUAUUGGAAAAUAUGGGGUUAUGUAGUAUCAUGGUUCAAGGUUGAGCAAUUUAAAAAAUGCAUCUUAUUUAAUAACAUUUUCCACGUAACCCGCUGCUAUGAUGCCUAGCCACAGGCCUGUCAGUGGGGAAAAGGGCAUACGUUAGUCUUUAAAUACUGCCUUUAUGUCAAACAGGAGUUUAAAUAGUUUUCUAGUGGCUAUAGUUGAUUUCUGUCCCAAUCAGUGAUUAUAUAUUAUUUUAAGUAGUAGUGUAUUCACUUUAACUUUCUGGUAUUGGUGCUGUUUGAUGUUUUCACGUUUAAUGAACUAAUUUCGUUAUAACAAUGCAAUUAAUAAUGUAUUUGUAAAUUGAAUUUUCCAAGAUUCUGAUAUUUUAAGGAUAAGCAUAUUGAUGGAUAUAUGAACAUCUAUUCGGAGAAUUUUUUGGUUUGGGGGAGGAGGCAUCAGAUUAACUAGUCCUUUAAAUCUAUGUGUAACAUACUUUUUAUUCCUCAUUUCUCCCUAAUCUGAUGAUCUUGAUUCUUUUUGAUUAACAUGUGAAAAAUUCUGUCUGCUUGUUUGGAAAAAAAAAAAAAAACUUUUUUUUUUUCCUCUUCUAGCUCUCCUGUGUGACUUUUAGGCAUGUUACUUCACCUCCUCUGGGUGUCAGGUUAUUCAUCUGUAAUAUGAGGUUGGCUUAAAUAUCUCUAAGGUUCUUUUGAGAUCCACAGUAUUUGCACUAUAGUGAGGAUUUUAAUAAUCAAAUGACUUAUUUUUCUCUUUUUAAAAUUUUGUCCUUCAUUCUGAGAUGUGAAGACAGUUUAAAGGUGAUCUUUGAGACAGGUAAAUGCACAAUAUUUGAUUAACUUCUGUCCUAAGGAUGUUUUGCUUGAUGACUGGAAGCAGUUGGUUAUGUUGCUUCUUGAGCGAGAAAUAUCAGGCAGCAUGAUGAUGAAUUUAUUUUAUUGUAACAUAGUUGAGUUGUAAAAAAAUUCUUUUGAGAAUACCGCAUUUUGUCUUAGUGAUUACAUCCUCAUUACCAGGAUAGAGCUAUUUACCUGACACCAUUAAAAAUAUCUGUAUGUGCACAGUCUCCAGAAGCUUUCAGCUGUGACUAUGUAGAAGUCAACACUUUUUCAUACAUUAACUUUCCCUCAGUAUAUGAGGAAGAAAAACAACUUCAUAAUAGAAGUACCCAAAUUUGUAUUAGGCUUGAUAGGAAAACAGAUAUGGAAAAUCCUGGAAGAUGUGCUCUCUUUAUGACCUAAUGUUUGAGACAGUUUUAUUUUUAUGAAUUUUUUGUUUGUUUUCUAUACCACACAGGAAAUAGAAGUCUUAAGUUUGCAUAACAUUUUGACUAGGAUUUCUUUUUUAAGAUUCUAGAUUUCAUAUACUGUCUCAUACCAUGGUUAUCAACUCAUGCUAUAAACCAGUGGUUCCUAAACUUGUCUCCUAUUAGAAUUACCUCAAAAGCUUCAAGAAAUGCAGAUACCUGUGUCCCACACCCAGCAAUCGCGAUCUAAUUCAUUUGGAAUGUGGCUGAAACAUUAGAAUUUUUUUUUAAAUCCCCAGGUGAUUCUAAUCUACAGAAAAGUUUUUUAGAACUGCCGUAUUAUGAAAAUUUGAGCCUCCUGAAACCUGUGGGUGACUUCUCUACAUCCAGAUUUAUACGACUGUCUAGCACAUAGAAGUUCCAAUACAUGCACAGGAGGUUGUCCCUUGCCCCCAGUGGUCUGCCAACACUUGAAGACCCAACACUUGAGUGCUCCUUGUGUGCUGGGCGCUGUUCUAAUCAGUGGUGGUUCCAGAAGACAAAGUCCUUGCUCAUGCACCAGACGUUUUGAUGGGGAGUCAAAUGUGUGUAAUGCUAGGUAACUGUUAGAGGGGAGCAAAGCAGAGUAACAAGAUGGAUGGGAUGGGAGGUGAGUCUUAAUUAUGGUGAUUAAAGAAAGUCUUAAAGGAAGUGAUCUUUGAGCUGAGACCAGAGGGAAAGAAGCAGGUGAGCAAGGCAAAGAUUUAAAGGAAAGGAGGAGUCAAACAAGCCUGCUGGUUUGAUGAGAGCACUUGACACAGUGUGGGAGGGACUAGAAAACGACUCUCGAGAGCCACGGUAGAAAAUUUGGGAAGGGUUUCUAUUGAAGAAUUCUUUGAAGAUCACUCUGAUCAUGCUGCAUGCAAAGUGUGUCAUAGGGAGGCUUGGUGAAAAUAGGGAGUAUCCGGAGACCCUCUUAGAAGUCUUUGCACCAGAAAUAUUGGUAGCUUAGACCAGGGCGGUAGCCGUGGAACUGGUGGCAAGUGGUAGGACUCUUAUGUCUUCAAGAUCCUGCCAGCGGAAGGAUUUUGGCCCAGCAAUCAGAAAGCAAAGAGAUGACCAGGGUGACUCUUAGGUUUUUUGGCUUGAGGGGACAAAUCAAGAUUUCUGUUUGCGUUUGGGUUUGAGAUGCCUGAUUUCUCAUGGGAUCCAGCAUGGAAUUGAGGGAGGGGCCGGGAGCUAAACUUUUGGGAUCCAGCAUGGAAUUGAGGGAGGGGCCAUUUGGGAAUUAGCCAAUAAGAGCUUAGAGGCAUGUGACAAAUCACUUGUAAACAGAUAAGUGCCUCUCAAAUUUUAAUGUGCCCGAGAGUCACCUGUUUCUGUUAAAAUGCAAAUUCAGUUUCAGUAGGUCUGGUGUGGGGCCUGAGGUGCUACGUUUCUAACAAGCUCUUCAGCGAGGCUGAUGCUGCUGGCUCUGGGACCCACGGUUUGAGGUGCAACCGUGUGGAUCCAGAAGAGGGUGGGGUGGGUCCUGGGGCACACCCAGCAUUUGGAAGGGGGAGCCAGCAAAGGAGACUUCCAGAUCUCUCAGAUAAAGCAGAAAAAUGUGGCACACCAGAACAAAAGUGACGUGUUUCAAGAAGGGAAUGGUCAUUCAAGUGCUGCACAAAUAAGAUGAGGACCGAAUUAGCCACUCGGUUGAGGGUUUUUCCGAGUUAACAAGCUCUGAGUUUGGGGAUGAAGAACUGCUUGGAGUGGGUUGUGAGCAGAAGGGGACAGAAGUAGAACCAGCAGUUGCAGACAACUCAAGUUUUGAUGUAAAGUGGAGCAUGGAUGGAGCUGAGGUGUGGGUGAGCAAGGGAGGAUUUUAACUCAAGGAGACAAUAUAGCAUGAUCAUAUGCAGACUGGAAAAUUCCAUUAGAAGGGGACAGAUACAUGCUGUCAGGAGAAGUGGCUUGUGGCAGGAGUGAAAUCUGAAUAGGCAGGCAAGUGGGAAUGAGUGAGAACGCACACUUAAGAGGGGUUCAUCUCAAAUAGGCACAGGGACAGUUCCAGUUCACGUGUCAAGAAGGAAGAUGGUGUUUUAACUCAUUUAUUAAAAUAUUUAUUGUACACCUAUUACUUACAAGGCACUGUUUUAGGUCCUCGGGAAUAAAACAGGGAUCAAGACAAGAUACAAAUCUUUGUAACUGGAUGGUGCUUAGGUUCUGGAAGUGAACAGGUGUGAAUGCAGAUAGCUCGCUAGAUUUGGUAUUGGGGAAAAUGAGAUUAUUCUCUCUUAACAGCUUCCACUUUCCCCAUUGAAGGCCUGAGAUGGGAAAGGGGGAGGGAUGUUCGAAAUAUCCCUGAGGACGGUGGGAGAGUGGACCAGGAAGGCCAGUCAGAACGGUGGGUCAGCUGGAGCCUUUGGUCAUAACUUCAAACAAACUGGUACCUCCUUCUGUUGCUUGAAUGCAAACCAAAAAAGAGAACGGAUAAAAUAACAAAAUUUCAAAAUAUCCCUACAGGGAGCUAGAAAAAACGGCUCUCCUGUCCUUUUUAUAUGCCCAGUAGGUGGCUUCCUUGGAAGGAUCUAUCCUCAUCCCCCCGCCCCCCACCCCCCACCCGAAAUGGAGAGGAGCCCAUCUUCGAGGAGCAGUGGAGGUAGAAAUAAGUCAGACCGCUCUUCAGCCCUUCCUGAAUCAAGUGCUUACAGUUUGAUGUCAUUGAAAAUCUAUUUUAAGUAAAGUGUAAUUUAUCUUGGAAUUACCCUUAUUAUGUCACCUAAGCUCUAUACAUCAAUUAGAGAGACCAAAGCUCCUUUUUCAUAUCCUAUAUGUGAGGGCAGGACGGUACCCUGUCUGAGGAUUCCAGAGAUGCGGAUUUCUCUGGGGUCUCAGCUGGCUGGCUUCUCCUCCUUGGCCUGCAGUUUGUUCAGCUGUAAAACGAAUGAUUUAAGAUACAGUUAUGCCAAAAACAUGGUUAUUAGUAUUUACAUCCCUUGACAUUGUUAGGAAAGAGUUCUCCAGGUCACAAACUUACUAAUGGUUGAGUUUAUGAAAGAACGGGGUUUAGUUCACGUAACUAGUAACUGGACUUCCAAACAGGGUUUUCUAAACUUCAGACACUGGAAUGAUCUUGAUGGAUUUUCGCCAUGUCCACAUCCCAUUUCUAGUUUUAUAUUUGGAAGUAUUACUUAAAACUUUUCUUUCAAACAACUCACUUUUUGAUGCCAAUUUAUUUUUAAAAGAAGGCAUAUCACUUUGGUGAGUGGAAAAUUAGUAUCACUGACUGGAUUACCUUAAAAUACAAUGGAAACAAAGCAGUGUUACUAAAUUCUAGCUAUGUAGGAUUGCUGUGGAAACAGCCUCCAAUCUGUUCUCCCUUUUUAAGAAGUGUGAUUAAUAAAUACUCUUAGGUAAGGGUAAAAAGACAUGUAAGCACCAAAUCAAGUCUUUCUGCAUGAUGUAACCAAAAAGAUUUAAAGAGAAUUUUGAGCACUCCCUUAACCAUCCUUCUCUGGGAAACACUUUAAGCAACAGAAGGUUAGCUACUGCAGUUUCUCGACUAUCAGUAUAAAACAAAUAUGAACAUGUCUUAAAGGCAUCUAUCUACCUACAUGCAUGCAGAUGGACUCUGCCUAGUAAUAAAGGUUUCUGUAACCGCCCCCGCCCCUUCCCAAGGUAUUGACCAGCAUUACCCACAUCAGUAUUAAAGUAACUGACGUUACCCUGACUCAAAGUUUCUGGUCUUGUCAGUUUUUUAAUCUCAGGAUAAAAAUAAUGCAGCUCUUUCAAUGCCACUCAGUGAGCAGAGAGAGAUGUCCCGGGCGGCCUUGUUUGUGGUGCUUUGGGGCCUGGCAUUCCAGCUUUGAAAAAAAAAAAAACCCUUAAAAUUUUCCAGAUAACUUCCUCAGUUGCCCACUGGCUAGUGAGUGGAUUCUUGAUUUGGCAAUCUUCAUUGUAAAAAAAAAAAAAAUAAAUAAAUUCCUAUUUCCUUAUGAAUUAGAUAAUACCAACAUGUCCUAACACUGAAGGCCUGAGAUUUAGGGUGUCGCAGUGUGUUUUGGUAUGGUGAGUAGUUGUGCGCCCACAUCACUAAAGUAGUCUUUCACGUUUUAAUUGUAUUAGAUAAAAAUUGUCCUGCCUUCUUAGAUACGUCCUUCAAUCCUUUUUGACAUAUGGUAUGACGUAAACGAAGAUUUGAUGUCUUCAUCCUUUGACUCGGCACCAUGUUUAUGUACGGGGAUAUCCUUCGAUCUUGCCCCAGUGUGGAGGGCUGUUACCUCUCUACUUGCCUCAGACUAGUUUUUAAAAUAAAUGUGGCUGCUUUUAA